This is a messenger RNA of Scheffersomyces amazonensis, 1223 nucleotides long. RefSeq names its product tyrosine protein phosphatase (gene YVH1). Gene Ontology annotation, biological process: protein dephosphorylation. Gene Ontology annotation, cellular component: nucleus. Gene Ontology annotation, molecular function: protein tyrosine/serine/threonine phosphatase activity. The coding region runs from base 165 to 1193 and encodes 342 amino acids. The transcript has a single exon. The record is from RefSeq and is a predicted model, not a curated record. Lineage: Eukaryota; Fungi; Ascomycota; Pichiomycetes; Serinales; Debaryomycetaceae.
UUAAUAUCAUUCAUUGCACUAUCGUCAUUAUUCUCACCUACUUCACCUUCGCUAUGUUUAACGAUCUGUGGUCGGGCUUUGAGCCUCAGUCUCAGUAUUCGCAGCCUGAAAAAUUAAUUUACCGACUCAUCUCUUAACUAUCACUAUACUCUAUCCACCACAUAAUGCUAGCGAGGAUUCUAGGUGGCAUAUACUUGUCUUCAAUAGAGCCUCUCAACCAAGAAGAAGAUCUCCAUGCUUCUCAUAGUAUUACCCACAUUUUAAGUGUCAUAUCUGGGCCCAUACCGCACCAAUCUACUUACACCUCAUCGCCUUAUACCCAUAAGCAGAUUGACAUUACUGAUGAAGAAACCAGUAACAUACUUGAUCAUUUUGAUGAGGCAUUGGCCUUCAUGCAUUCAGCCAUAGUCACUAGCAAAUCUACUGUGUUAGUUCAUUGUGCCCAGGGCUCAUCCCGAUCCGUCAUUGUGGUGAUGGCAUAUCUUAUGAAGUACUACAAGUUGACAAUGGAUCAGUCGUUGUAUGCCAUACGAAGGAAGUUUGAAGGGGCUGUGAUAGAACCCAAUCAGUCAUUUUUACAGCAGUUGAAAGUGUAUGAGACAAUAGGCUUGAGUACAGAGGGAGCUAUGCAAAAGCCGGUGUAUAGACAGUAUCGCAUUGAGUUGGCCCUUAAGCAAGACCCAUCGGGCCAGACAGUCCGAGAUUUGAAUAUGUUUCAGUUCACAUCAGACACUGAACUUGAAGCAGAAACAGAGACAGAGAGAGAAACAGAAAUAGAAACAGAAACAGAGCCACAAAAUACACAGACACAAUCUGAUCUCCGAUGCAAACGGUGUCGUCAGACAUUAGCCAAGUCAUCACACAUUGAACUCCACGACAUACCCGACCUCGACUCCCGCCAGUCACAGUUCAUUAAGACAGCCCCUAAUUCCAGACGUAUCAUCAGUGUUCAAUCAGCAGCAUCCAGUUGUAGUCAUUUCUUCCUCAUUGAACCGUUAAACUGGAUGAAAGAUGAACUUGCGCUCGGAAAUAUAGAGGGUAAGUUUCAGUGCCCCAAGUGUCAGGCCAAAGUAGGAGGUUACUCCUGGAGGGGCUCUCGAUGUUCAUGUGGUAAAUGGAUGGUACCUGCACUCCACUUACAGACAGCUAAAGUUGAUGAAAUCAAACCCUUUCAAUUACAUCAACAUACCUAAUCUAUGUAUAUAACUAACUAAAUAAUUAAU